CAACAAUGAGGUGGAAAUCUGCGUGGUUGUGUUUCUUUGCUCUAUCCGUUGCCAUGGUCAUGGAGGUCCAGCCUAGACUGGUCCGUAACCAUGUCAGCAACAUCUGCAGCACCUGGGGCAGGGAGCACUUCAAGACCUUCGAUGGCGAUGUGUUCCAGUUUCCGGGAAUGUGUGAAUACAACCUGGUGUCUGACUGCCAUGAGUUCUAUCAGAGCUUUUCAGUGCACAUGAAGAGAACAGACGUGGAUGGAAACCCCAAAGUCAGCUAUGUGGUGGUCACCAUCAAUGACCUUUCAUUCCACCUCAGCAGGAGUCACGUUACCGUCAACCAUGAGGGUGUCACACUGCCGUUCCACAGAGGAGGGGUUCAGGUGGUAAAAAAUGCAGUUUACAUCAAACUCCAGUCCAAAAUUGGAGUCACUGUCAUGUGGAAUGAUGACGACGCAGUGAUGGUGGAAAUUGAUAACGACUAUUCAAACCGAACCUGUGGACUUUGCGGUGACUUCAACGGUGUUCCAGCAAAUGAGUUUGUUCAGAAUGAUCGCAAAAUGAGCCCAAUUGAGUUUGGCAACAAAUACAAAGCUCACCUUCCAAAUGACGACUGUGAGGACCCGUAUGAAGAGGAAGAGGAAGACGAGGUGGUGGAGGAUGUGAAUGAGCUGGAUUCGUGCAAAGAAUUUAAAACCACCUGUGAAGAGCUGCUGAAAUCAGAGUCCUGGAGCUCAUGCACUAACCUGAUCAACCCUGAGCUGUACAUCCAGGCGUGUGUGCAGGACAUGUGUGGCUGCAACAACAGCACCAGUGACUUCUGUGUCUGCAGCACGCUGUCAGAGUUCUCCCGACAGUGCUCCCACGCCGGAGGACAGCCUCCCAACUGGAGGACGGCUCAGUUCUGUGCUAAAGAGUGUCCUUACAACAUGGUGUAUGAAGAGAGCGGCACACCUUGCAUAGAUACCUGCACACAUCAGGACACAAGCUCCCUGUGUGAGGACCACAAAAUGGACGGCUGCUUCUGUCCUCCUGGAACUGUGUUCGACGACAUUUCCGAGAGGGGGUGCAUCUCUAAGGCUGAGUGUCAGUGCAAGCAUCUCAAAAUCUACGAAUCUGGAGAAGUUUCCAGGCAGGGUCGAGAGCAGUGUACGUGUUUUGAGGGGAGAUGGGAUUGUGUGAGCCUCCCGACACCUGCUACAUGUGCAGUUGAAGAGGGUUCACAUUUCACUACUUUUGAUGGGAAAAUUUACACCUUCCACGGUGACUGUUACUACACGCUGGCCAAGGUGGAGAGCAAGGAUGGUGUGAGUCCAAAGUUUACCAUCCUGGCCCAGUUGGUCCCAUGUGCACACCAGCAGUUGGACACCUGCCUGAAGACCCUUAAAAUUGUGCUGAAUAAUGACAGAAACAAUGUAUUGACCUUCACUCUCGAUGGCAAAGUUAAGCAGAACACGCAGCCCAUCACUUUACCGUACCACUCAGGAGACAUCAACAUUUUCCAUGCUUCAUCAUUUCACAUCAUGCUCCAGACCAGCUUUGGGUUGCAAAUUCAGAUCCAGCAUGUCCCCAUCAUGCAAGUCUACAUCAGCCUGGAACAGAGCUACAGAGCCAAGACACGCGGUUUAUGUGGGAACUUCAACAUGGUCCUGUCUGACGACAUGAAGACUCCUCAGGGCAUCGUGGAGGGAACUGCAGCCUCCUUCUGUAACUCGUGGAAGGCUAAUCUCAUGUGUGGAGAUGGCAAGGAGAGACUUGAUGACCCCUGCUCCCUCAGCGUGGAGAAUGAGUGGUAUGCAAAACAUUGGUGCGCCUUACUCAUAAGUCCAAACAGUACCUUUGCACAGUGCCGUUCAGUGGUGGAUCCUGAGCUGUACUACAAGCGAUGCACAUAUUCCAGCUGCAACUGUGAGAAGAGUGAGGCGUGCCUGUGUGCCGUCUUCUCCUCUUAUGCCCGAGCUUGUGCUGCAAAGGGAGUGUUCCUGACAGACUGGAGGGAAAGUGUUUGCGAUAAAUACAUAAAGAGCUGCCCGGCCUCUCAGACCUUCUCAUACAAACAUCAGCGAUGCCAGCUGACCUGUAGGUCGCUGAGCUCGGAGCAGCAGAGCUGCAGCUCUAACUUCUUGCCCGUGGAUGGUUGCUCCUGCUCUGAGGGUCAGUAUCUGAAUGAGCAAGGCAUAUGUGUCCCCAUGGCAAAAUGUUCCUGUUACCACAACGGCGUCUACGUGAAGCCAGGGAAGUCCAUCAACAUCAAAGACGAUCACUGUGUGUGCAACAAUGGAUUGCUUCAUUGCCAUUCUUGGAGAAUGCGAUCAUCGGCAUGUUCUUCCCCAAAAGUAUUCUUCAACUGCUCCACCGCAGGCGCAGGAGAACGAGGACUGCAGUGUGCUCCAACCUGUUUGAACCUGGACAGUGAUGAUUGUGACUCCACGGAGUGUGAGUCUGGCUGCCGGUGUCCUGAUGGCCUCCUGGAUGAUGGCAAAGGUUCCUGUGUAAUAGAAAGGAUGUGUCCCUGUCAACACGACGGCCAUCUCUACUCUCCUGGAUCAAACAUUCCCAACCAGUGCAACACAUGUACCUGCAAGAGUGGAAGAUGGAAGUGCACUGAGAAAAAAUGUCCAGGAACCUGCGUUAUUUACGGAAGUGGCCACUACAGUACAUUUGAUCAGCGGACAUAUGGGUUUCACGGAGAUUGUGCUUAUGUUGCUGCCAAGAAUAAAUGUGGCAAUAAAACCGUGGAGGAAAACUUUGGCGUUAUCACAGAAAAUGUCCCGUGUGGAUCUACAGCCGCCACAUGCUCCAAAAACGUCAGAAUUCAUCUUGGGCGAACAGAAAUCAAACUAUCAAGAGGCAAUUAUGAAGAGGAGGAUCUGGGAGAAGGCCCACUUAUAAAGUACAGAAUAAGGAGGGUUGGCUUGUACAUCGUGGUAGAGUCUGACAUCGGUAUGGCAGUGAUGUGGGAUCGCAAAACAACCGUCCGCAUCCUCUUGGAACCACAGCACAACGGUCAGGUAUGUGGCCUGUGUGGUAAUUUUGAUGGCGAUGGACAGAAUGAUUUCACCAUACAAGGUCAGAUGGAAGUGAGCAAUGUGUUGGACUUUGGAAACAGCUGGAAAGUCCACAGCAGUUGCCCCGACGUGGAAGAACACUUUGAUACCUGUGAAGGUGCACCCAAACGACUUUACUGGGCAAAAAUGAUGUGCAGCAUCAUAACGGGAGAAACGUUCAAAGAAUGCCACAAUAAGGUGAAUCCACAACCAUACCAUGAGAACUGUGUGAAAGACUCGUGUGCCUGUGACAGCGGAGGAGACUGCGAGUGUUUCUGCUCGGCGGUCGCUGCUUACGCUCAAGCUUGCAAUGAGGCUGGGGUCUGCGUCGGGUGGAGAACUCCAGACAUCUGUCCUGUUUUUUGCGACUACUAUAACACUCCAGAUGAUUGUAAAUGGCACUACAACCCAUGCCACACACCUUGCUACAAGACAUGUCUGAACCCACAAGGAAUUUGUAGCAACCCCAUACCAAAUCUGGAGGGCUGCUACCCUGUAUGUCCAGAGGAUAAACCUAUAUUUGAUGAAAAGAACCAGACAUGCGUUGACUUAUGUCCCUACUGUAUUUACAACGGGACAAUAUACGAGGAAAAUGAAGUCAUAUACAAUGUCACAGACAAUAUGGGAAUGUGUUACUACGCAAUCUGCAUUAAUUCAACAGUGAUAAAUGGAAGUGAACCCUGCCCAACGCCUACCCCAUCGACCACCACUAAACCUACAACUCCAAUUACCACACCUACUACAACUACCCCAUCUACAACCCCCAAAACCACAACUCCAACUACCACACCUACUACAACAACCCCAUCUACAACUACCGAAGCCACGACUCCAACUUCCACACCAACCACAACUACCCCAUCUACAACCCCCAAAACCACAACUCCAACUACCACACCUACUACAACAACCCCAUCUACAACUACCGAAGCCACGACUCCAACUUCCACACCUACCACAACUACCCCAUCUACAACCACCAAAGCCACAACUCCAACUACCACACCAACCACAACUACCCCAUCUACAACCACAAAGGCUACAACCCCAUCUACCACACCAACCACAACUACCCCAUCUACAACCCCCAAAACCACAACUCCAACUACCACACCUACUACAACAACCCCAUCUACAACUACCGAAGCCACGACUCCAAUUUCCACACCAACCACAACUACCCCAUCUACAACCCCCAAAACCACAACUCCAACUACCACACCUACUACAACAACCCCAUCUACAACUACCGAAGCCACGACUCCAACUUCCACACCUACCACAACUACCCCAUCUACAACCACCAAAGCCACAACUCCGACUACCACACCAACCACAACUACCCCAUCUACAACCACAAAGGCUACAACCCCAUCUACCACACCAACUACCCCAUCUACAACCACCAAAGCCACAACUCCAACUACCACACCUACUACAACUACCCCAUCUACCACCACUAAACCUACAACUCCAACUACCACACCAACCACAACUACCCCAUCUACAACCACAAAGGCUACAACCCCAUCUACCACACCUCAUUUAAGUACAGUCACAACUCCAUGUGUUCCAAAAUGCGAGUGGACAGAUUGGUAUAAUGUGCAUGAUCCAAAGACGGACAAAAGUGAUUGGGAGACAUAUGAAAAUAUCACAAACAGUGGUCUAGAGAUAUGUGCUAAUCCCACAGAAAUUGAUUGUAGAGCAGCUGACGCUACAGACAAAGACUUUGAUGAUUUCCUGGAUGAAACUGGCCAAGUUGUUAGCUGUGAUAAGGAUUAUGGUUUAAUAUGUAAAAAAGAGGAUCAGCCACGUCGUCCAGGAAAGUGUUUUGAUUACGAAAUCAGAGUGUGUUGUCCAGUGAUAAUCUGUAAUACCACAACCUCUGCUGCUACAACUCCAACUACCACACCUACUACAACUACCCCAUCAACAACAACGAAAACCACAACUCCAACUACCACACCUACUACAACUACCCCAUCUACAACCACAAAAGCAACAACUCCAACUACCACACCUACUACAACUACCCCAUCUACCACCACUAAACCUACAACUCCAACUACCACACCUACUACAACUACCCCAUCUACCACCACUAAACCUACAACUCCAACUACCACACCUACUACAACUACCCCAUCUACAACCACAAAAGCCACAACUCCAACUACCACACCUAUUACAACAACCCCAUCUACAACCACCAAAGCCACAACUCCAACUACCACACCUCCUACAAAUACCCCAUCUACCACCACUAAACCUCCAACUCCAACUACCACACCUACUACAACAACCCCAUCUACAACCCCCAAAACCACAACUCCAACUACCACACCUACUACAACAACCCCAUCUACAACUACCGAAGCCACGACUCCAACUUCCACACCUACCACAACUACCCCAUCUACAACCACCAAAGCCACAACUCCGACUACCACACCAACCACAACUACCCCAUCUACAACCACAAAGGCUACAACCCCAUCUACCACACCAACCACAACUACCCCAUCUACAACCCCCCAAACCACAACUCCAACUACCACACCUACUACAACUACCCCAUCUACAACUACCGAAGCCACGACUCCAACUUCCACACCUACCACAACUACCCCAUCUACAACCACCAAAGCCACAACUCCGACUACCACACCAACCACAACUACCCCAUCUACAACCACAAAGGCUACAACCCCAUCUACCACACCAACCACAACUACCCCAUCUACAACCACCAAAGCCACAACUCCAACUACCACACCUACUACAAAUACCCCAUCUACCACCACUAAACCUACAACUCCAACUACCAUACCUACCACAACUACCCCAUCUACAACCACAACUCCAACUACCACACCUACUACAACUACCCCAUCUACAACCACCAAAGCAACAACUCCAACUACCACACCUACUACAACAACCCCAUCUACAACCACCAAAGCCACAACUCCAACUACCACGCCUACUACAACAACCCCAUCUACAACCACCAAAGCCACGACUCCAACUAACACACCUACUACAACUACCCCAUCUACAACCACCAAAGCCACAACUCCAACUACCACACCUACUACAACUACCCCAUCUACCACCACUAAACCUACAACUCCAACUACCAUACCUACCACAACUACCCCAUCUACUACUACCAAAGCCACAACUCCAACUACCACACCUACUACAACUACCCCAUCAACAACCACCAAAGCCACAACUCCAACUACCACACCUACUACAACUACCCCAUCUACAACCACCAAAGCCACAGCUCCAACUACCACACCAACUACAACUACCCCAUCUACAACCACAAAAUCCACAACUCCAACUACCACACCUACUACAACAACCCCAUCUACAACCACCAAAGCCACAACUCCAACUACCACACCAACUACAACUACCCCAUCUACAACCACAAAAUCCACAACUCCAACUACCACGCCCACUACAACAACCCCAUCUACCACCACUAAACCUACAACUCCAACUACCACACCAACCACAACUACCCCAUCUACAACCACAAAGGCUACAACCCCAUCUACCACACCUCAUUUAAGUACAGUCACAACUCCAUGUGUUCCAAAAUGCGAGUGGACAGAUUGGUAUAAUGUGCAUGAUCCAAAGACGGACAAAAGUGAUUGGGAGACAUAUGAAAAUAUCACAAACAGUGGUCUAGAGAUAUGUGCUAAUCCCACAGAAAUUGAUUGUAGAGCAGCUGACGCUACAGACAAAGACUUUGAUGAUUUCCUGGAUGAAACUGGCCAAGUUGUUAGCUGUGAUAAGGAUUAUGGUUUAAUUUGUAAAAAAGAGGAUCAGCCACGUCGUCCAGGAAAGUGUUUUGAUUACGAAAUCAGAGUGUGUUGUCCAGUGAUAAUCUGUAAUACCACAACCUCUGCUGCUACAACUCCAACUACCACACCUACUACAACUACCCCAUCAACAACAACGAAAACCACAACUCCAACUACCACACCUACUACAACUACCCCAUCUACAACCACAAAAGCAACAACUCCAACUACCACACCUACUACAACUACCCCAUCUACCACCACUAAACCUACAACUCCAACUACCACACCUACUACAACUACCCCAUCUACCACCACUAAACCUACAACUCCAACUACCACACCUACUACAACUACCCCAUCUACAACCACAAAAGCCACAACUCCAACUACCACACCUAUUACAACAACCCCAUCUACAACCACCAAAGCCACAACUCCAACUACCACACCUCCUACAAAUACCCCAUCUACCACCACUAAACCUCCAACUCCAACUACCACACCUACUACAACAACCCCAUCUACAACCCCCAAAACCACAACUCCAACUACCACACCUACUACAACAACCCCAUCUACAACUACCGAAGCCACGACUCCAACUUCCACACCUACCACAACUACCCCAUCUACAACCACCAAAGCCACAACUCCGACUACCACACCAACCACAACUACCCCAUCUACAACCACAAAGGCUACAACCCCAUCUACCACACCAACCACAACUACCCCAUCUACAACCCCCCAAACCACAACUACCCCAUCUACAACCCCCAAAACCACAACUCCAACUACCACACCUACUACAACUACCCCAUCUACAACUACCGAAGCCACGACUCCAACUUCCACACCUACCACAACUACCCCAUCUACAACCACCAAAGCCACAACUCCGACUACCACACCAACCACAACUACCCCAUCUACAACCACAAAGGCUACAACCCCAUCUACCACACCAACCACAACUACCCCAUCUACAACCACCAAAGCCACAACUCCAACUACCACACCUACUACAAAUACCCCAUCUACCACCACUAAACCUACAACUCCAACUACCAUACCUACCACAACUACCCCAUCUACAACCACAACUCCAACUACCACACCUACUACAACUACCCCAUCUACAACCACCAAAGCAACAACUCCAACUACCACACCUACUACAACAACCCCAUCUACAACCACCAAAGCCACAACUCCAACUACCACGCCUACUACAACAACCCCAUCUACAACCACCAAAGCCACGACUCCAACUAACACACCUACUACAACUACCCCAUCUACAACCACCAAAGCCACAACUCCAACUACCACACCUACUACAACUACCCCAUCUACCACCACUAAACCUACAACUCCAACUACCAUACCUACCACAACUACCCCAUCUACUACUACCAAAGCCACAACUCCAACUACCACACCUACUACAACUACCCCAUCAACAACCACCAAAGCCACAACUCCAACUACCACACCUACUACAACUACCCCAUCUACAACCACCAAAGCCACAGCUCCAACUACCACACCAACUACAACUACCCCAUCUACAACCACAAAAUCCACAACUCCAACUACCACACCUACUACAACAACCCCAUCUACAACCACCAAAGCCACAACUCCAACUACCACACCAACUACAACUACCCCAUCUACAACCACAAAAUCCACAACUCCAACUACCACGCCCACUACAACAACCCCAUCUACAACCACCAAAGCCACGACUCCAACUAACACACCUACUACAACUACCCCAUCUACAACCACCAAAGCCACAACUCCAACUACCACACCUACUACAACUACCCCAUCUACAACCACCAAAGCAACAACUCCAACUACCACACCUACUACAACUACCCCAUCUACAACCACCAAAGCAACAACUCCAACUACCACACCUACUACAACAACCCCAUCUACAACCACCAAAGCCACAACUCCAACUACCACACCUACUACAACUACCCCAUCUACAACCACCAAAGCCACAACUCCAACUACCACACCUACCACAACUACCCCAUCUACAACCACCAAAGCCACAACUCCAACUACCACACCAACUACAACUACCCCAUCCACAACCACAGAAUCCACAACUCCAACUACCACACCUACUACAACAACCCCAUCUACAACCACCAAACCUACAACUCCAACUACCACACCCACUACAACUACCCCAUCUACCACCACUAAACCUACAACUCCAACUACUACACCCACUACAACUACCCCAUCUACAUCCACCAAAGCCACAACUCCAACUACCACACCUACCACCACUACCCCAUCUACAACCACCAAAGCAACAACUCCAACUACCACCCCUACUACAACUACCCCAUCUACAACCACCAAAGCCACAACUCCAACUACCACACCUACUACAACUACCCCAUCUACAACCACCAAACCUACAACUCCAACUACCACACCUACUACAAAUACCCCAUCUACCACCACUAAACCUACAACUCCAACUACUACACCCACUACAACUACCCCAUCUACAUCCACCAAAGCAACAACUCCAACUACCACACCCACUACAACUACCCCAUCUACAACCACAAGAGGCAUAACUCCAAUUACUGGGACUGCUACCACAACAGUCAGACCCAGCACCCUCCCACAAGUUGUAUCGACAACAUCUGAAACUCCCACGACAAAAUGUUUCUGUAUUUUUAACGGCACAUAUUAUAGACCAGGGCAGGAGAUUUUUGAUUCACAUCACAUUGGAUCAGGCAUAUGUCUCACAAUGAUAUGUUCUGAUAUUUGUGAAAUUCGCAACAAUACUGCCCCUUGCCCCACAACCACUACACCUAUACCUACAUCCACACCCAAACCCACACCUGAGUGUCCUGAGUGGGAUGUUGUGCAAAAUGAGACCUUCUACUUGUGCAACUGCACCAUGGCUCGAUGCAUUGAGAACAAUACAAUUGAAAUAAUCCCAUACGAGUGUCCACCACUUCAAAACAUAACUUGUACGAAUGGAAAGAAACCAGUUCUGGUUUAUGAUGAGUACUACUGCUGUCAACAUUAUGCAUGUGACUGUGUAUGUGAGGGCUGGGGCGAUCCUCAUUACAUCACAUUUGAUGGAUUAUAUUACAGUUAUCAAGGAAACUGUACCUAUGUUCUGAUGGAGGAGACUACGCCAAUAUAUAAUCUAAAGAUUUAUACUGACAAUGUAUAUUGUGAUCCUACUGAAGAUGUUUCAUGUCCUCGAUCAAUAAUCAUAUCAUAUGGGUCACAUGUUAUCACCCUUGUCAAUCAUGAGCUUCUUGGAGCACCAGAACUGGAGGCAUUACAAAAUGGAGAGAAAUUGAAACUACCCUAUUCACAGCAUGGUGUUAAGGUCAUGACUACUGGCAUCAACUUGGUGUAUGAGAUUCUACGCCUAAAAGUGGUCAUUACAUUUGGAAUGACUGGCUUUAGCGUUAACCUUCCGUAUCAGUACUUUGGCAGAAACACACAGGGUCAUUGCGGCACGUGCACCAACAACCAGACUGAUGACUGUAUGCUACCAGGUGGAAAGCUUGUGCAAAGUUGUGCAGCGAUGGCUGACUUUUGGCCAGCAAAUGAUAUUUACCAGCCCAACUGCCCAAUUCCACCUGUAGUACCCACUAAUGCACCUGAACCUCCGCUGGACCCAACUCCAUGCCACCCAGACUCAGAAUGUGACCUGCUUAAAAGCAGUGUUUUUGAGGCGUGCCAUGCUGUCGUCUCUCCAGACAACUUCUACAGUGGUUGUGUUUUUGAUAGCUGCCACAUUUCCAACCCAAUUGUGGAGUGCACAAGUUUGCAGACUUAUGCUGCUGCGUGUGCUCAGGCUGGAGUUUGCCUUCACUGGAGGAACCAUACCAAACUGUGUGCCAGCGAGUGCCCAUCUGACAAGGUUUACAAGCCUUGUGGUCCUGCAGAGCAGCCAACCUGUGAAGAUAAUCCCAAUGACCCAACCUUAAACUUCACCAUUGAAGGCUGCUUUUGCCCUGAUGGAAUGAAACUCUUCAACAAAGAUUCUGGAAUAUGUGUCAAAAAGUGUGGAUGUAUUGACCCUGAGGGCAUCCCUCGUGAGUUUAAUGAGAGGUUUGAGUACAAAUGCCAGGACUGCAUCUGCAAUGAGGACACCAAGACUGUGACCUGCCAUCCUAAGACCUGCCCAGCGCCGCCUAUUGUUGAUUGCUCUGAACCAGGGUUUGCCCUCGUAAACCAAACGGAUCCAGCAGAACCAUGCUGUUCCGUUUUUGCUUGCCAAUGCCAAAUCAACACUUGUCCUGUCAUUAGCACCAACUGUCCGAUUGGAUAUAAACCAAGUAUCGUUGUCCCUGAGGGAAAAUGCUGCCCAGAGCAAAAAUGUGAGCCCAAAAGAGUCUGCGUUCAUAAAAAUGCUGAAUAUCAGACUGGUUCCUCAGUUCCUGCACAUGAUUGUCAGGACUGUAAAUGCACCAAUGAGGUUGACCCAUACACUGGUCUCUUAAAAAUAACUUGCGAGUUUCAGCAAUGUGACGAAAACUGUGACAUGGGCUAUGAGUACGUGGAAACAAGUUCAGAUGAAUGCUGUGGCAAGUGCGUGCAGACAAGCUGCGUGGUCAGCGUAAAUGGCUCCACCCAGACGUUGAAGCAAGGAGAAACUUGGAGCCCUCCUGACAAUAGGUGCGAGCAUUACUCCUGCAUCAAGACCAGUGGCAUCUUAAUAACGGUCACCUCACAAAUUGUCUGCCCACCAUUCCAAGAGAGCAACUGUCAUCCAGACACAAUUCAGACUGCAGCAAACGGCUGCUGCAGAAUCUGUGUGGAGAAAGAGAAGGCGUGCAAGUUAGUGCCCAUGAAGACUCGAGUAACGCAGCAUGGCUGCCAGUCUGAACACAAGGUGGAUAUGCCAUACUGUGAAGGAUCCUGCAACACUUUCACCAAGUACUCUGAGGUAGCAGCUGCCGUGGAGCAUUCCUGUUCGUGCUGCAAGGAGACGAUCUCCAGCCGCCGCACCGUUGAAUUGCUGUGCCUAAACGGACAGAAGGUCCCUUACACGUACACGUAUGUGGAGGCGUGUGGUUGCGGACCGACAGACUGCAACAAACCUGGUGCUCACCAGGCUCGCGGGAAGCGAAGCUUAAGGCUGCCGUGAUAAAACCGUCCGUGACGCAGUCAUCGUGUCUUAAGGAGUAAUUGCCACUGAAAUUAAUAUUUAUCAACUGAUCAAAUAAAAAGAUGCAACGCAA
Molecule: messenger RNA, 12111 nt
Organism: Cololabis saira (Pacific saury)
Lineage: Eukaryota; Metazoa; Chordata; Actinopteri; Beloniformes; Belonidae
Product: mucin-2-like
Exons: 44
Coding region: 6-12017 (4003 amino acids)
Cellular component (GO): extracellular matrix
Molecular function (GO): protein binding
Source: RefSeq, a predicted model, not a curated record